GUCUAAACUAUGUCAGUGGUCCUAUAUAAGACGGGCAGAAAAGAUUACAGAUCAGAUUGCAUCAGGUAGCAACAAUGUCAGGUGUGACUUUCUUCUCGUUGGUUCUGGUGGCUCUGCUGCUGUCUUCAGUCUCAGCUCAAGGCAAAAUUUCAAGUUGCUGUUUAAAGGCCACAAAUACACAAGUUCGUCGAGACUUUUUGAAGGAGUACUACGUCCAACGUCCACCAUCCUGCUUCAAACACGUAGUGGUGUUCACCACAAUCAAAAACGUCAGAAUCUGUGCCAACCCUAAAUCAAUCUGGACGCUCACCAGCAUGGCCUUUCUGGACGGAAAGAACUGGCUGCAAAGUCAAAAUACUACUAUGAAAACUACUAAAAGCUCCUAAUAAUUCUAAUAAUAAAAGUUACAACUUUGUUUUUUUAAAAAUGUAAAUAACUUAUUUGUAUGUCAGCUGACGAUAAUUGAUGUUUGCAAAUAAAGAUGUUGCAGUGCUUUAUA
Molecule: messenger RNA, 499 nt
Organism: Oryzias melastigma (Indian medaka)
Lineage: Eukaryota; Metazoa; Chordata; Actinopteri; Beloniformes; Adrianichthyidae
Product: C-C motif chemokine 2-like
Exons: 3
Coding region: 75-386 (103 amino acids)
Biological process (GO): neutrophil chemotaxis; cellular response to type II interferon; inflammatory response
Cellular component (GO): extracellular region
Molecular function (GO): CCR chemokine receptor binding; chemokine activity
Source: RefSeq, a predicted model, not a curated record